Chara braunii is the source of this 2783-nucleotide messenger RNA. The record is from the annotation of a GenBank genome assembly. Lineage: Eukaryota; Viridiplantae; Streptophyta; Charophyceae; Charales; Characeae.
GGAUGACAUCGAGAUGGAAGAGAUACGGCAGCAGCAUAGGGUGAUGAUGCAGGAGAGGCGUGAAGCGGAGGAAAAGAGAAGGGCAGAAGAACGAAGAAACUGCACGAGGAAAACGAGAGAAGACGCGAACAGGAUAUGGUCCGACGUACGGAAGAAAUCAGGCUUCAACUAGAAGCGGGACUUGAGGAGAAGUGGCGGCAGCAGACAAAGCAAGUGGUAGAAGCCGCCGCAACGGCGAAGGCAAAAGCGGAGGAGGCGAGAGCCAGGGCUGAAGAGGCGCAUGCCAAGGCGGACGAGGCACAGGCGAAUUUUGAGAAGGCUAGAAUCGAGAAGGUGAGGAUGAGUGUGCGCAGGACACGGGAUACACCGGCGGACUCGAGUAGGAAGAGAGUCAGGGAGUACGUAUCCGAAGAAGUGACCUCGGAGGAUUCAGAUUCGGAUGGCGACACCACUGACUCCGACGAAGAGCUGAGGAGAACUAUUGAACGUUUGAAGAUGGAGAAAAGAGCGAGAAAGUCGGGGAAGAGGGGAAGAUCGAAGAAACGGGAAGAUCUGGCGAAUGAGAAGACACCUUACAAGACACCUGACAAGAUUCAGUCCACGACGGAACGGGUAGAAUGUUCGAAAGGGAAGGCACGAACAAGGUGUAAUCGAGAGGAUAUGGAAGACUUUUUGAGGAAUACAAACGACAUUGGGUGCGGUUUCGGGGAACCAUGGGAUGAGAUCAAUCAAUGUCGGGGCUCACCGAGGAUGGGAGGAAUAAGGUUCAACAUACCGAGGGGCGACGGUGAGAUGCGGGCAGAUGAACCAAGGACACCAAUGGAGAAAGGCUACAAGGGUUUGGCGGCAAAAUGUUCCAGGGAAGAGAUCACCGCGAGUUUGGAUCUGAAGGAAGACGGUGUUUACAUCGUGGCGUCGCCAUGGUCUAAAAAGGUUUACGUGGGUAGUACAAUCCGGAGCACCAUGCAGAGAUGGCGUGAGCAUCUGAGCAACGCUGACACCGAGGUCAUCGGGAGUUCACCGGAACUGUACCGAUGGAUGCGCCAUUACGGUCCGGGCAAUUUCGUGAUUAUCCCCGUCAGACACGCGAAUGAAGAGGAUGAUCGGGCCUUCAAGAGACACCUCAUACAGGAUUUUUCGCCUUCACACAACACGUGCAACACUAGUAAUCGAGGGACGGGUAAGACUCGGAACAGGAGGAAAGGUAAGUGGGAGAGGAAGAGGUUGAAAACAGGACAGCGUGAGAGGAAGGGCGUCGUGCGUUUCAUGCACGGAAGAGCGUACGAACGGAGGGUAUCGCUGAAGACCUGGUUGGAAGAAGAAUGGAUAAAGAACACGAAGGGCGAGAGGAGGGUGCAGUUCCACGGGGGAGAGAUCUGGUGGGACGGGUGGAGGGAGAUUAAGAGGCUUUUCGGGAUGACGAAAGUGAGGAUUAAUGGGAGGGUGAAGAAACUUUCUACGAUCAAGGGGGAACUACAGCAAGGAUUGACGGUGGUGUUCAUCGGGAUCACUAAGACAACGACGACAAUGGCUACGUACAUGCGAGAACUGAGGUGGAUGCUCAAGAAACCGAUAUUAUUCAAAAAGAUGGUGAGCUAUACCACCAACCAACUGGUGGAAAUGUACCGGGCGGCAGGCUUCUUCAGAGAGAAGAAGACCAAGAAUGAUUUGAGACUAAAGAUCGACAGGGCGGUGAAGAAGAAGACAGGGGUAGGCAUACGGAAGAGGGUACAAGUGAAGGUCACGUACGAUAAACAGUUGGUGAAGAGGGAGAUAAGACAGGCGACAGAGGGUGUGGUGGGAAGAAAGGUGAAGGAUGCAGCCAUCGCUAAUCAGAUUAAAGGAAGGGUUAAGGUGUCCAGGAGAGGAAGAAUGUGUACGCUGAGCAAGACCCGCAGGGUGACGGAUGGCUAUGUGGACAUCCGCUUCGAGAGUAUUUUUGCAAUGGUGGAGUACGAUCUCAACAAUGCGUAUGCCAACUGCGGGCAGGUGAUGAGGAGACAUAUAUCCGGAAUCCCCAUGGGGAAAUGUAGUAGCCCGAUCCUGGCCACCAUUACUUGUGCGAUGGCAGAGUUCGAUAUGCUGAAGGGGCUGGCCUCAGAUCGGAAGUUGGUCGGCGGAUGGAGGAUCGUAGAUGACAUCAUGGUGGUGGAGGGAAGGCAGGCGGGAGGGAGGAGUUCGAAUGAUGAGGUUUUCGGGAAACUAGAGACCAGCUAUGAUGAAAAACUGACUCUGGUUAGAAAGGACAGAGGGAAGGACUGGUGGCAUUUUCAGGGCGGAUCAUUUUACCUGCUGCAACAACCAGUGAGACAGAUGUUCGUCCUGGGGACGAAGAACCUGGUAACACUACGGGAGACUGCCAGUAUCAGGUAUCAAACGAUGCAGGACUAUGCAUUGUACUCUGAGAAAAGGUCAAAGAAGUCUACGCUGGAAGCCACCCUGAAGAGAUUGUGGAGCUCGACUUCAUGCCAGGUCUUGGUCAUUGGCUCGAUAGCCUAUACGCUGUGGGAGGCAUACCUCCGGGGCAUAGCCCCGGAGGUCUCUCUAGGUGCCUUGGCCAAAUUGGUCAAGGCUACGAGUGAUCCGAAUCUGCGAUGUCUACUGCAGAUGUUGAGCAAAGGGUUCCUGCGGAGGAGACGGGGGGUAACGGGUACCAGUGGUCCGGGGUACGAGGUCGGAGGGUACGGGUAGGAGGUAGUGGAUAAGGGGUACCAAGGGAGUUAGGGACAGGGAUGGUGAAUAGGAAAAUGCUGGCAAUGGGAUUAAGCGGGGUUUGUCACGAG